UCCAUCACCUGACAUUUUGACCAAAUUUUAAUAACAACAAACAACAAUAACUCGCUUACAACCCACGUUUUCUCCACACUCACACCAACCUCCAUUUCAUCUCUCUCUCUUCCCACACACCACUCUCCCUCCACCAUUUUCUUACAGACUUACACACUGAAAACUCAAAAAACCUCCAUUAUUCUCUCACCUCACUCAUCAAUGGCGUCUUCUCCUUCUUCUUCCUCCACUUCCUCAUCUUUCGACGAUUUCGACGACGACUCCUUCGAACACACUCUCCUCGUUGUCCGCGAAGUCGCCGUCUACAAGAUCCCCCCUCGCUCAACCUCCGGAGGUUUCAAAUGCGGUGAAUGGCUUCAAUCCGAUAGGAUCUGGUCUGGUCGUCUUCGCGUCGUUUCCUGCAAAUCUCGCGCUGAAAUUCGCCUCGAAGAUCCCAUUUCUGGCGAUCUUUUCGCUGCUUGUUUCGUUUAUCCUGGACUUCGCGAUCAAUCUGUUGAACCUGCGCUCGAUUCUAGUCGUUAUUUCUUGCUUAAGAUCGAAGAUGGAACAGGUAAACAUGCUUUCAUAGGGUUAGGGUUUGCCGAGAGAAAUGAAGCUUUUGAUUUCAAUGUUGCGUUGUCUGAUCAUGAGAAGCAUGUUAAGAGAGAGAGUGAGAAGGAGGUUGCUGCUUCUGCUAGUGAAGGUGAUGAGAAUUCUAUUGAUAUUCAUCCUGCUGUUAAUCAUAGAUUAAAGGAAGGUGAAACCAUCCGGAUAAAUGUGAAGCACAAAAUAGCAAGUGGGACAGGUAUGCUCUCUUCUGGGAAGCCUGCAGGGCUUUCAGGCGCUGGCAGUCCAAAACCCUUGAGCCUUGCUCCACCUCCAAGUGGGUCUGGGAAGAUUCGUUCACCACUCCCACCGCCACCAAAUGAUCCUGCUGCUACUAGGACGAUUACCACUCUUAAAGGCUCAAAGGAAAGUGCAAGACAUGCUGUCGAUCCUUUGUCUGACUUUUCACAACUUGAGAGAAAUCUCCCUUCUAAAGCCGGAUCUGGGACAACCAACAGCAGUGCUGCAGGAUGGGCUGCAUUUUGAUUGUACCCCAUUAGUGUCCUACAUUUGUACUAUUAGAUUGUUGUUUACAAGACGAGAGAGCAGCGCGCCGACACAUGUGCGCGCGCGCGAGAGGGAGAGACUUACAACCGGGAGGUUGUUUCUUGAGUUAUUGAAUUUUUACCAAGUUCUUUGCAAUAAUACAUCAAUAUAUAUGUUUAUAAACAACA
Beta vulgaris subsp. vulgaris (sugar beet) is the source of this 1259-nucleotide messenger RNA. RefSeq lists its product as hypothetical. The transcript is spliced from 3 exons. The record is from RefSeq and is a predicted model, not a curated record. Gene Ontology annotation, cellular component: clathrin vesicle coat; membrane. Bases 202 to 1071 code for a protein of 289 amino acids. Lineage: Eukaryota; Viridiplantae; Streptophyta; Magnoliopsida; Caryophyllales; Amaranthaceae. Gene Ontology annotation, biological process: endocytosis.